Messenger RNA from Tribolium castaneum (red flour beetle), 7328 nucleotides. RefSeq lists its product as uncharacterized. NCBI's taxonomy places the organism in Eukaryota, Metazoa, Arthropoda, Insecta, Coleoptera, Tenebrionidae. The record is from RefSeq and is a predicted model, not a curated record. Bases 101 to 7267 code for a protein of 2388 amino acids. The transcript has 3 exons. Gene Ontology annotation, molecular function: protein binding.
AAACUGAGAUAAGAAACAUAUGUAGAAUGUGUCACAAAAGUUUUAUACCAGUAAAUAAAGGAACAAUGAAGUGAAUUAAUCGAUUUAAAAAUUCCGCUUAAUGUGCGUUUUAACAAUGGAUAAUGAGACAUUUGCUACACGUAAUGAAGCCAUUGACUUUGGAAGAGAUUAUGAAUAUUUAAUACCAGCCUAUUACGCCCUUAUCUUUGCAUUUAACGAAAACAUAAUCAAUUUUAAACUAUCAACAAACAACAAGGCCUACGGCGACUUUGACGAUGUCAUUAUAGAAAUAGAAUUUGCAAAUGGAGAAGAACACGUAUUUGCCCUUCAGUUGAAACAUAUUAAGCGAACCAUUGCACAAGUUACAUUAAUAACCAACAAUAAAAAGUUUAGCUUGAGCAAGUACAGCAAGGAAUUUCAAACAGUCAAAACCAAACAUUCAAAAUCUUCACUUGCUACGACAAACUUCAAAAAUUUCCAUUUUAUUUUGUUCACUAAUUCUUCUCUUGAGAAAUCAAACGAAAUUAAUGAUAACUGGAGCAAACUAGAACCAGUAGCCAAUGACAAAAAAAUAGAAUCCGAUGUUUUAAUCAAGAAAGUUGAGACGUGUUUUGCAAAGGACCUGCUUAAUACAAGUGACCUGGGAGAAACUUUUGCAUUCAAGUCGCAGAAAGAAGAUUCGCCCGAUCAAGAGUUUUUCAAGCAGUUUUAUUUUUUUACAAAACAGAAAAAUACCAAUGAAAUUGAAAGUCUAAUCAGCGAUUUUAUGCUGAAAACAUUCAAGACCUGCAACUCCAACAUUUUGCUCAAUUAUUUUAACUUCUUCAGUUCGUGGUGUGUCGGAGAAUACGGCAGUUUAAAACUGACGAAGCACGACGUCAAAUUAAAAAUUGCAGAACUUGUCCUGGCACCUCACAUCCCAGAACCUAACACUCAAAAAAUCAAAACUGUUCCCACCAAAAAAACCUUGGAAGCUUUUGAAAUUUUUGCCACAUUUGAUUUAAUCAUUUUUAAUCCUGUUUUCAACCAAGCAAUGGACAGGAUUUGGGAAAUUGUACUGAGGGAACUUGUGUCUCUGGAGUGCGACUGGAACGAUCCAAUUCCCGGUUUUUAUGCGACAGAGCUUUCGAAGUUAUUCCCACUAUCGGCUUUCAGUGAAAAUUAUAACGAAUUAACAUUAAAGAAAAUAUACAUUAUGCUGUGGCACGCAGGACGCGUUCCGUUGGUGAUUCAAACUGACAAAAAUUCAAUCAACGAAGACGAUAUUUUUGUUGCUUUAGAAUUGAUUAAAAGUGAGAUUAACACAAAUAAAAUUGUGCUAAUAAGUGAUGCGGACAAGUUUGAUACUUCAGGACUGAAAGUUUUUAAAGAUUUUUCCGUUUUGAAAAACUGCAGUCUGGCUCAAACGCUGCUCGAUACAAUGGCUGUUUCACUACAAGGGAAACCUAAAUUAUCUCUUCAACAUUUCCUUGCAACAGAUGAGCUUCUCCUGAAAGCAUUUACAACAAACGAGUUUGUCUCUAUGCUAGAUGACACUUUACUAAUUGGGGACGACUGUAAGAAAGUUUUACCGGAAUAUUACAUAACGAGGACAAUUCCAAAAAUUUUAAUUAGUUCUGAAGUGAUAACUGCGCUUGACAACGACUUGUUUGUAAUCUCAGUCGAUGACAAUCAUAAUCUACAAGAGAUCUUCAACAUCAACACAAUCGACAUUAAACAAUACCUCCUCUUGAAGGAACGUGGUUACGUGAAAACCUACACACUAUUUAGUUUAUCUUAUUUACAAAAAUCGGGCAAGACGAACAGCUCAAAUAAUAGAUUCUGUAUUUUGGCUAAGAAUGACUGCACCACAAAAGAACGUGAAAGGAUUUGCUCUUUAAAUACAGACAAAAAUUGUCAUUUUGUUCGCUUCAUCGACACGGACAGAUUAGAGUGGAUUUAUACCCAAGGAGAUAUCAGAGCUUUACAGAAUUAUCAAAUCGAGUUGAAACUGUUAAAACCAAAUGAUUUUGUGGACGACCAUCAAGUUUUAUGUUACUUCAAAAAUCGGCUUAACAUCAUUUGCACCGACGCAGGCAUGGGAAAAACGAUUACAACAAAUUACCUCAAGUACUUAUCUUCAAACAACGUUUGGGUGGUAACAGUCAAACUCAAUCGUCACUUGAAUUUUUUCAAAGAAAAACGGAGCCUCACCGAAACGAUCAACUAUUUACUGUCACAAGAAAAGAAGUCGCUGCUUGCUAAAAAUAUCAUUGAUGUUUUUGAGUCCAAGAAACAGUUAGUUUUCUUUUGGGACGGUUUUGAUGAAAUACCUAAAGAAGCUCUCCACGGAGCGGUUGAAACAGUUAAGUCUUUAAGUCAAGAAGGUUAUAUCCAAUGGUUAUCAGCCAGAACCAACUUGAAGAAAUUCCUAGAAUUGUCAUUCAAUUCGUUUGCGUUAACUCUCACGCCCUUUACUCCAGAAGAUCAACUUGAUUACGUCAAGUGGCACUUGAAGAAAAAAAUUCCAAAUGACGAAUCAGUUGAAACAAUCACCAAUAAAAUCAACGAAAACAUUUCUGCUUCAUUCAACAGCAUUUACCUGGAUUAUGCUGGAAGUCCGCUUCAUAUACACAUGUUGACUGAAAUUUACUUACACAAACUGGACGAAGGAAUAGAGGAUUAUCACUUUGUUUCGCUAACUGACAUGUACCAACACUUCAUCAAAGGAAAAUUUGACACGAUGUUUGAAAAAGCGGAAGCUGAUUCCGAUAAUUUCUUCAUGGAGCAAAUUCGCAACGAGUAUAAAACCACACAGUUGAAAUUAUAUGAAAUCGCAGCUGUAAAGUCAACAUUUGAGGAUAUAGACCUGAAAUGUGAUGAACUUCUGAACGAAAUUUCAAUGAAUGAAGACAGUGUGGGCUUAAUUGUGGGGAUAACAACUGAGAGGAAGGUUAUUUUUGCCCACAAAACCUACGAGGAGUUUUUGGCGGCAUCGUGGUUAUCUAAAAACUGGAAACAACGUAAAGAGUUACUUCUGACUUUGUUUGAAGAAGAGUUUAACAGUAUCCGAUUUCUGUUUGAUUUGUUGCUUGCAAACGACAGUUCUGUCCACUUAGCUGUGCUUCAUCGUAAUAUAGACAUGCUUGAAAAGCACAAAGACGAAAUUGUUGGUAGUAGGGACAAAGCCGGUCGCAAUGCACUACAUGUGGCUUGUUCUUGGGGACGGAGACAUCCCCGAGUGGUGGAAAGCGAGGUUGAUCAAGAAAUUAUUGAACGAACACCGGAAGAGUUUCAACAGUUAUAUGAAGACCAUCUUCUAUAUUUGACUGACAAAAACAAGAAUAUUUUAAAAAUAAGAGACAUAUUGUCUAGUUCAUCAGGAUUAGAGGUGGGAAGUAAUAUAAUCAGAGACUUAUCCAGUCGGAUAGACGACAGUUCCAAUCACAAUCCAGAUGCGUUAACAAUUUUGGCCGAAACCGUCGUCAGAGUUUCGGAGGAAGAUCAAGACUAUCUGAAAAUUUUAGAAUUCUUGUUAACCUGUCAUUGCAAUCCCUUGGAUUGCGACGAUUUAUUUGAAUGGAACGCUUUCCAAUAUGCAGACAGGACCUUUUCUCUUGCUGCAGUAAACAAAAUUUUGCAGUACUGCAACGUAAAUAUCUGCCAAACACUGAAUUACUGCAAUCACAUUCCAACCCUCAUCCAUUACUCUGUGACUUUUUUCUACGACAAGAUACUCAAUAAUAUAGACGACAUUCCUUACAUUGAGUACAAAUAUCAAUUUGGUAGAAACUCUAUGUUACAACAGGCCACAGACUUAGACAAUUUGCAAGCAGUAUCAACAUUGCUACAGUUCCCUUUCUACAAAGACGUCGUAAACAACCAAGGUGCAUUUUUGGGCAACCCUCUCUUCUCAGCAAGUUUUUGUGGUAAUUUGGAAAUGGUUAAUCUAUUGCUACAAAUCGGUGCAAAUGUUCGUGGUCACAAAUCGCCUCCUGUCUUUGCUGCCACACUUGCUAACAAACAAGAAUGUUUCCAAAAACUACUGGAAGCGGGUGCAGACGUAAAUGAGAUUUUUAGAGACGGAAACUCUCCUCUUAUGUUGUCGGUUAUGACUCAGCAAUUAGAUAUGACAGAACUUCUCCUUAACAACAGUGCUGACGUAAACUGUGUAUACAAGGACUUUUCAGUUUUACAAAUGGCCGUUAGCUCGAAUUCAGUUGAACUGGUAGAGCUUGUUCUCAAACACAAACCAAACAUCAAUCGUCAGUGUGAAACACUAGGCUACACAGCUCUGCAUCAUGCGAGUGAAAUGAGCAGUGUUGAAAUGGUAGAGAUUUUGUUAAAACAUGGCGCUGAUCCGAAGAUAAAAUCAAAUAAGUUGUACACUCCUCUGAUUGUAGCUCUGGCAAAUAAAAAAUCAGACAUUGCCCUAAAGUUAAUUGAAGCAGCUCCAAGCACAGUAAACGAAUUCAGUUUAGAUGACAACGGAGACAAACUCACUCCGAUGAUUCUUGCAGCUCAGUAUAACCAUCCCGAAGUUAUCAAAAUUUUGCACCAGUGUGGCGCUGACGUUCACAUCCCUGAAAAUCUUUCUAAUCCUUUACACGUUGCCGUUGGUAAUGGUCACAUUGCUGCGACAAUUGCAUUAAUCAAUGCUGGAGCAUCGGUUAAUCAACCCACUAAAGAGGGAGUCUAUCCUAUAUUUUGUGCAACUAAACAUUUACCCACUCUCCAAAUUCUUCUUAAUAAUGCGGCUGAAAUCAAUGCCAAAACUGCAGAUGGGUUAACAGCACUGCACCUUGCAGCAAUCAAUGGAAAACUGGACGUGGUCGAAGAGUUAGUAACAAGGGGAGCAAAAAUUAACGACAAAGAUUUAAGCGGAAACACACCUUUGGUUUAUUCUGUCUUAAACAACCAUCUGGACGUGGUGAUUUUCCUGACGGAGAAUGGGGCCAAAGUUGAGGAUGAUUCCAGACUCUUGUGUACAGCGACAAAUAACGAUUUUCGCGAAUGUAUACCAGUUCUCGUACAAAACGGUGCGAACGUAAAUGCAAAAAAUGUAGACGAACUUUUUCCUCUACAUUUGGCGCUAAUCUGUAGCAACAGCUGCGUUGAAGUUCUACUAAAUAAUGGAGCAGAUCCCGAUGUCAAAUUUUCGGACAAAAAUUUGGCAGCUCUCCACAUUGCGGCCGUUAAACGAGAUAUUUUUUCAAUGGUUUUGCUAACUAGUUACGACGCCGAUGUCAACACAGUUAAUUCCGACAGACUCACACCUUUACACAUCCUGUGUGACGGUGAUUUAACACUUCAAGACUUCCAAACCCUGACACACUUUGAACAUAUUCGCGACCAAUACUCCAUCGGUUACAACUCCCAUGACUGUAUUAAGGAACUGAUCAAGAAAGGUGCAAAUCCAAACUUUCAAGACGAAAUGGGCGCAACGCCUCUACACUUCGCUUGCAAAUACAAAAACACUGAAAUUAUUAAACUUCUGAUUGAUAGUGGUGCUGAUGUGAAUGCACAAACUGCUGAGCAGCAAACUCCACUGCACAUAGCGAUGGCAUUAAGGAAAAUGCAAGUUGUUGACUUGCUUCUCGAGGCAGGUGCCCUUUUGGAUAUUACAGACGAAUACGGAAAUAAGCCACUCGAUUAUGCCUUAAAGCGAAUGGGGUCACUGGAGAUAAGCCAUGUGGAAGAAGAGGAAUUAGAAAAAGUGCGCUUAUUGGGUGCUAACCUUAACUCUCCUGUGAAACCUCACGGAACGACGUUAUUACAUCUCGCCUGCAGUGAAGGAAAUUUAAAACUUGCUCAAUACUUGAUAGAACACGACGCUGAUAUGGAGCAGAAAACCACAGAUAAUGGAGCAUUUCCACUAUGGAAUGCAUGCGUGAAUAACCACAAACAAAUAGUUUCUCUCCUUUUGAAGAACAAUUGCAACGUAAAUACCCAAACUAAAGAAGGGAACACUGUUUUACAUCUCACUUUGCUAAGAGGUCACAAAAAAAUUAUAGAAACACUGCUCCACUCGGGCAUUGGCGUCAACAUUCGCAAUGCUUAUGGAGUUACAGCUUUGCAAUUAUGCUUAACCAUGUACACUAUUAUUAAGAAUCCCUCGGCUGUGACAAAAAUCCCCGAAAUAUGCUCUACUGACAAUUUGUUACAUUUAACCCCCGAUUUAAAUUAUUUUGAGAUGGUGAAUAUGUUGCUUGAUCACGAAGUUGAAGUUGACGAAGCUUGUUUCCUCCAAGCUGUAACAUCAAACGACCUGGACGUAGUCAAGUUGCUUGUUGCAAAAAACCAAAACUUGAACUUCAACAAUGCGAAAUUAGUUGAAACAGUGCUGAACGCUGAAGUGAAGAACGACCAACUUCUAAACUAUCUUCUAGAAAAUGAAACGGAUCCAAACUGUCUAAUUGGUGAAACAACCGCGCUUCAGAAAGCUUGCAAAAUCGAUUGUUUCGGUUUCGUAAAGUGCCUUUUACAACACGGGGCAGGAAUAAACACUGGAGGUAUAAGUGGGGUAACUCCUCUAAUGGCAACUUGUUCAAAUAAAGAUUUGCAAAUUGCCAGUUUACUCUUAGACCAUGGCGCUGAUGUUAAUCAGAAAGAUGAAUACGGACAGAGCGCUAUACUUUAUGCCAGUCAGAUGGGUAACUUAGAUUUGGUAAAGUUGUUACACGCAAGAGGUGCCAAUAUUUCGCUGGAGAAAAAUGACGGGACCACUGCUCUCACUUUCGCUUAUCGGCAUAAACCCGUAGUUAAAUAUUUGAUCGAAAAUGGAAUUGACGUUAAUCACAGAAAUAACAUUCUGUUCACUGCACUGCAUUCCGCGUGUUACAGCGGUGAAUACGAAUGUGUUGCUCUUCUCAUCGAAAAUAAAGCCGAGGUGGAUGCAAUCACGGUGGAUGGUGAUACGCCAAUGUAUUUAGCUGCUAUCAGUGGCCGUUUUGAUGUCGUUAGCUUACUGAUUGAGUCAGGAGCCGCAAUAGAUGUACCAGUUAAUCAUGGAAACACCAGUUUGUUUGCAGCAGCCGCGAGAGGUUUCUUAAGCAUUGUUGAAAUUUUGUGCGAACACGGUGCCAAUGUUAAUGUCAUAGACGAGGAUGGUGACACUCCGCUUCAUGAUGCUGCAUGUUAUGGAUACUUAAAUGUUGUGCAAUAUUUGGUGGCGAAAAAGGCUGAUUUGGCAGUUAAGAAUCACAAUGGUAAAACACCGCUGGAUCUAGCUGUUGAAAAAGGUCACGACGACGUGGCGGAUUUCUUAAGAAAUAUUAGUGUUACAUAAUUUUGUUUACUGUUUAUACUCUUUACAUUUGCUGUAAAUAUAGUGCCUUCUUAAUGAGUUU